Molecule: messenger RNA, 5307 nt
Organism: Marmota flaviventris (yellow-bellied marmot)
Lineage: Eukaryota; Metazoa; Chordata; Mammalia; Rodentia; Sciuridae
Source: RefSeq, a predicted model, not a curated record
CCAGAAGGGGGUGACAGGCCACUACAGGCCAGGCGACAGGCGAGGGGAGAUGAAAGGAGAGGGAAAAGGCUGUCGUUGGCCUGCAUUUCCUGCUCCUGGCAUCUGUUGGUUCAGAAAACCAUCCCAGGAACCAGAUCUGGAAGGAUCCAGGAGCUCUUGCUUCAAACACAAGCCCUGGCGUCCACCUGCGUCCUGCUCUCGUGCCUGCAGACAUUCACUGGGCCACACUCCUACCCACUGCUGAGGCUGCCAGGCAGUGCCAUCUGCUCUGAGGCCCUUUCCCUGGUGGAAAGGCACAAUGACCACCUUAUUUCUCUUCCAGCUUCACGUCCCAACAUGGAAGCUGUUGCCAAGUUUGAUUUCCUGGCCUCUGGGGAGGAUGAACUGAGCUUUCACACUGGAGAUGUUCUGAAGAUUUUAAGUAACCAAGAGGAAUGGUUCAAGGCGGAGCUUGGGAGCCAAGAAGGAUAUGUGCCCAAGAAUUUUAUAGACAUCCAGUUUCCUGAGUGGUUUCAUGAAGGACUUUCGAGACAUCAGGCAGAGAACUUACUCAUGGGCAAGGAAGUUGGGUUCUUCAUCAUCCGGGCCAGCCAGAGCUCACCAGGGGACUUCUCCAUCUCCGUCAGGCAUGAGGAUGACGUCCAGCACUUCAAGGUCAUGCGAGACAACAAGGGCAAUUACUUCUUGUGGACUGAGAAGUUUCCAUCCCUAAAUAAGCUGGUGGACUAUUACAGGACGACUUCCAUCUCCAAGCAGAAACAGAUUUUCCUGAGGGAUAGAACCCGAGAAGAUCAGGGUCACCGUGGCAACAGCCUGGAGCGCAGGUCCCAGGGCAGCCCGCAUCUCAGUGGGGCUGUGGGGGAAGAAAUCCGGCCUUCGAUGAACCGGAAGCUGUCGGACCACCCCCCACCUCCUCCCUCACAAUACCACCAGCACCAACAGCCACCCCCACAGUACCCCACGGGGCCGCAGCCCCCACCGCAGCGAUACCAACAGCAUCACCACUUGCACCAGGAACGUCGUGGAGGCAGCCUGGACAUAAAUGAUGGGCACUGUGGCGCGGGCAGCGAGGUGAAUGCAGCCCUCAUGCAUCGGAGACACACAGACCCCGCCCAGCUCCAGCUGGCAGGGCGCGUGCGGUGGGCCCGGGCCCUGUACGACUUUGAGGCCCUGGAGGAUGACGAGUUGGGAUUCCACAGCGGAGAGGUGGUCGAGGUUCUGGACAGCUCCAACCCAUCUUGGUGGACCGGCCGGCUGCACAACAAACUGGGCCUCUUCCCCGCCAAUUAUGUGGCACCCAUGAUGAGAUGAGCCCUGCUGGGGGGACCGGAAGCUUUCUCUCUGAAGCUAUCCCCAAGAAAGCGGGGCAAGGAAAAUUCUCCUGUAUCCUGGCUGUGUCACUGGACCACACAACUACAUACCAUGCAUACAGUAGACACGCGUACAUGUAUAUGCAUAUCCACACCAUGUUUUAUAAUAGUAAUUUAUUGGCAAUUGAGUUGGUUUAUAUGGGCAAUUGGGUUGGUUGAAAUGGAAAGGAACUCAGAUGGAGAGUGAUAUCUGUGCUUCUUUUUUGCUCCUCUCAUUGAGUGCAGAAGGCAGUGGGGGAGUGGGGCAGGGGGCAGGAGAACUGGAACUUCAAGAGUUGUCCCUACUUCCUCCCUGGUUUGGGAAUUUUCCCAGACAGCAGCCAAGCACAGGCCCCACCCCAGCAUUGGACGCAGAACAGCAGGGUGGAGCUGGACGUGGUGGGGCACGUUGCAGCUCACCUGCAAGCCCCACGCACCUGGAGGGUUGCAGGGCAGCUUUCCUCCCAUUCUCCAGGAGGUGGGCACUGCUGCAUCAAGAUUUAAGGUGCAGCUGAUCCACGGCCACGGGCACCGAGCAAGUCUGAACGGGAGCUCACAGGGGCGAGGACAGGAGCAGCUGCGUGGGAGAGUCCCCGCUGUGCAAGGCUGGCCUCCUGGAGAUGCCCAGCCACCACAUGCAUCCUCCCCAAACAGUGUUCCUUGGGUGAUCUUUUCAUAGGCUGUCUGGAGAGGGCGUCUCCAACAUGGGACUCUGUGAGGAGCUGAAGCUGUGAGGUGGAGGGAUUUUCCAUAGCUCCCUGUGGCUUACCUGGACGUGACCUCAGUUUCUCCAGCUACAAAGGAAGCUGCAUCUUAGAUUCUGUAAAGUGCUGGAGAAGCCCUGGCUGACCAUGCUGAAUUUGAGGAUCAUUCUUUUCUGGCUUUCAGGGUGUUUCUUCGGGGCUCUGCUCAUUUUUUCUUGAUUCCUGUGUUUGAGGACAUCUUGCCCCAGUGGCCCAGAGAGAGGCCUGACUAGGGAUUAAUAGAUCAAUUGAUGGAUUGAAUAUGACCCUGGGUGGGAGCAGGCUUUGAAAUUAGUUCCCUGUUCUAUCUGACUGUUGGACCACUCCUGGCCUCCCCUCUCCCAAAAAUUGCACUUGGGGAGAAAACCCCACUAUCACUGUCCCCCCUUGUCACCUCAAACUAGAGUCGUGUGUCCUAGUGCUCCACCCGGGGGGUGUGAAACACAGAUCAACCUGGCCAGAGAGGAAGUGCAUUGCUUUGUGGAACCCAGGAGCAAACACAUCUGUGCAGAGGGCACUGAGGGAAAAAAGAGAGAGCGCCUGCCCAUGCGUGUGUACACACGUGCCGAUGUGUGUGCCGAUGUGCACCCGAUGUGCUCCCCCUGAGCAUGUGCAUCUGUGGGCUAAGACAGGAGAAAAAGGGGUGGCAUUGAAGGUGUUGGUGAGAGCGCACGGACGGUGGGGCCCCCGUUCCUUUGUUUCUCCUCCUCACCCCGUGUGCUCUAGAUGAUAAAAGAGAGCUUCUGACUCAGAAGUGACUGCCGGUGUAGCGUAAGCUCUGUCCCUUGUGACUCUGAUUCUACAAUUCUCUGAUCCCCAUGUUCCCUUUAGAGAAAAAAGGGAAGAAAGGGACUCUGUGGCGGAGACUAGGAGGGAAGAGAAAAUAGCCUGGAAGCAGCCAGGGAAGCAGAGUGUGAGUGAGGAGAGGCCGCAGCCUUUGGAAGCAAAGGCAGGAUCAAGGCAAGACACUAAGUGGGACAGGAAGGGUGAGCUUGAUGAGGCCAGGGGCAGCCAGCACAGGAGGGAGGGGCCAAGGCAGGUGGGAAAGGGUGACUCCCAAGAAGGCAAGGAGCAAAGACACCCCAGAAAAACAAAGCAGGAGAAGGGGAGCCAAUGCAUAGCGCCCUCAUCAGCUCUCCUGGUGCUAGGUAAUGGGAAACAUUAUGGUAAAUAAAAGCCAGAAGGACUCUUUGAUUUUACAGUAUCUGCAAACCAUAUGCUUUAAACAGCCCACAAACUUCAUCCGUUUGUCUGCUUCUGUGGGAGGAUCAGCCGCGGUGUGACUCUGGUCUAGAUCUCGAGCCUUGACACACCGUGAAGAAGUCAGCAACACAGCCAUGGCUCUGCUCUGCCCGGUGGCCCAGCCCCCAGGUGGGAGUGGGAGGACCCCAGCGCUGGCAGGGGCCUUGGCCUGGAGAGGCUGACCACAUGAGCGGGCCGCGUGAGCACAGUUUUCACAACUCUGGGAACAGGGUGUCUUGCUCUCCAAAGGGCCAUCGUGGGAGCAGGAGGAGUGUUUCUAUCAAGGUGCCCUGCCUUGCUCAUCAGUGUGGCUCAAUCCAGAAGAAAGCAGGGGAGUCUUCUCCCACACAGGCAGGACAGGGCUCGUAGGGACCAAGCCAAGAAGACAAGGACCACACUGUCCCCACUGGGGAACAGGAGCAGGAGGAGCUCAGCUCUCCUCGGCCACUAGUGUUGCUCUCCCCUCUACCCCAGUUGGUCCCCCUGAGCCAGGGGAAUGUCCACCCAGCACUUCUCACCAGCCACACAACUAGCAUGCAGCACAUUGUGUCUGGUUUGGGCUGUGACACUGUACAUGACUUAGGAGCAGGGAACUUCCAGAGAAAAACCAGUUCCUGUUCAACCAGUUGGGUUUUGCUAACCUCUUACUGAGGACCACUGCAUUUCAAUGAUCUGGCACCUGCCACUGCCCACCCACUUUCAGAUGGCCUUGGGAUGAUCUCAGGCCCCUGCUUCUCAAAAUUUCAAGGGCCUGCAAAUUGCCUGGGGACCCUGUUAAAAUGCAGAAGCCGCUUCAGUCCUGCGUUUCUAACCAGCUCCCUGGCGCUGCAGGCGGGGUCUGCACUUGAGCAAGCAGGAAGGGCGAAACUUGGCAGUGAGCUAAACAGCUAGAAAAAUCAAAUUGGAUUCUUUUUCUGAGGCUACUCAGUCAUUUCUCUUCGUUGGUAAUGAAUACGUCACUUUGAUUUUGGGACAGACCCAAUUCCGAGCUGUCAUUAUGACAUCAUCCAUGUUUGACAGCCCAGUGACUUAUCUUCAUCUUCACCAGGAAUCAAACACCUUUCGGACAAACAGGAAUUUCCUAAUAGUAAUUGUUUUAAACAUGAGCAGAGUUUACAGAAAACAUUGCAAAAGCUUCUUAGGAAAUCUUUGAACAUAAAAUUGACACCCGUCACAUGGGGGCAAUAAGUGAGACAGGCACAUGGGCCUCCAUGACAUUAUUGGGUCUCCGACAAGCAAAACAGCCCACAGUGGGGACAGAUUAUCACUGUCAAAAUAUUUGCCAGUUGCCUUGUCUAAAGUCGACGUUUCUGCCUGUCUGUACCAAGAGCAGUGUGUGAAAAAGAUUUAUUGUCUCAAUUCUUUAAAAAAAUACAUUUUUCAAGUUCCACCACUUCAUCACCACAGCCAUGCCAGCCUCCUGUCCCUCCUAGGCAACAAUGUCCUCCUCCAUACUUUCCUCCCUGCAUUGUUUCUUGCCCCCAAUACAUUUCCCACACAGACACUGGAGUGAAAUUUGUAAAAUAAGUUAAUCUUAUCAGAUCACUCUCCUUCCAACUGCCCAAAGUCCUAAUGUGACCCUGCCAGGUUUGGCCUCUGCCAGGAUCCCUCUCCAGCCUCCUCUGGGGCCUGUCCUCUUCUUUCAUGUCCCUGAACCACUGGCCUUCUCUCAGCCUCCAGAUGGCCCAGGAUUUGUCCCACACAGCCUCUGUCUUUACCUGCGAAUUCUUGAUCAGGCCUGGGUUUAAAUGUCACUGCCUCAAAUAGUCCCCCCAUGACCCAUAGACUAGACCCCAAAUCCCAUGCUUUUCCUGAACAGCACAGACUCAGACUGAGUUAUCUGACUGCUAGACUGGAAGCUCCGUGGGGCAGGGAUCGGCUGUUUGUAAACCACUGUGUGCCCAGCAUCUCCCAUGGUGCAUAGCAUGGAGCCUUAAUAAAUGUAUGUCUAAUAAAUGAACAAGCAAAACCUG